Molecule: messenger RNA, 372 nt
Organism: Closterium sp. Naga37s-1
Lineage: Eukaryota; Viridiplantae; Streptophyta; Zygnematophyceae; Desmidiales; Closteriaceae
Source: the annotation of a GenBank genome assembly
GUUUCGAAGCCCACGUGGUUUGAGCGCGGCUUGAUAUUCACCGUUCAGAGCGGCUUCGCUGCAGUGUACGGCCUUGUGUACCUCCUCUCACCGCGCAUCGCGCACCGAAUCGUGGGCUACCUGGAGGAGGAAGCAGUGCACUCAUACACGCAGUACCUCAAGGAGAUCGAUGAGGGGCGCAUCGCCAACGUGCCGGCGCCGCAGAUUGCCAUCGACUACUGGCAGCUUCCUCAAGACGCGACGCUGUAUGACGUGGUGCUGUCGGUGCGAGCGGACGAGGCGCACCACCGGGACGUCAACCACUAUGCUGCGACCAUUAUCAAGGCAGGCAAGCAUCUCAAGGAGCACCCAGCCGCCGUGGACUACCACUAA